GACAAGCCGCUUUAUUUGCACGUCAGACCAAAUACUUCAAUUGUGGUUAACGCCGACCGGCACGGAUUUUACAGGCAAAACUAUGAUGCUGAGGGCUGGGAAAGAAUCGCCAAACAACUUAAAGAAAAUCAUAAGGUAUACAGUCCACGGACAAGAAACGCGAUCAUAAGUGAUGCGUUUGCAGUUGCACUAAUUGACAAACUUGAGUACGAGACUCUGUUUGACCUAUUGAAAUACGCCAAGGACGAAGAGGAACUUCUUCCAUGGAUCGAUAUCACAGUUGGAUUGUAUUCAAUUUUGAAGUACUUUGGCAACGAGCCGGAAUCGAAGUUCGCCAAAAGUUACAUGAUGAGCAUACUGGAACCAAUCUACAAAAAGAGCAGUAUCGACUAUCUCGUCAACAACUUCAAGAACGACUCUCUCUUUUUUGAAAAAAAGCAGUUAUUAGAUGCGUACUGUCACUUCGGAUCGAAGGAAUGCAUUGGACAGUAUAGUGAUCUCUUCGUGAAACACGUCAGUAGGAAAUGCAAGCAAGGCCACAAGGCGAGCGAAUGCGUAAAGGUCGCAGCCCCUCUUCGAGCGAUGGUUUAUUGCUAUGGUGUGAAGGAAGGAGGAGAUGAAGCUUUCAACAAGGUGAUGGAGCUCUAUAAUGCAGAGACUGUUCAGCUGGAGAAGGACUAUUUACUCCGAGCCUUAGGAUGUCACAAAGAUAUCACAGCCUUGAAA
Molecule: messenger RNA, 726 nt
Organism: Ostertagia ostertagi
Lineage: Eukaryota; Metazoa; Nematoda; Chromadorea; Rhabditida; Trichostrongylidae
Source: the annotation of a GenBank genome assembly